Molecule: messenger RNA, 2053 nt
Organism: Morus notabilis
Lineage: Eukaryota; Viridiplantae; Streptophyta; Magnoliopsida; Rosales; Moraceae
Exons: 2
Coding region: 54-2048 (664 amino acids)
Biological process (GO): cell surface receptor signaling pathway
Molecular function (GO): protein binding
Source: RefSeq, a predicted model, not a curated record
UAUAAUCUUUUUCUGUUUAUCCUCAUCAUAAUUAUCAAUAUUAUAAGCUGGUUAUGGCGGCGAAUAACAUUGUGAAGGAGAUCCUGGCGAGGCCUAUACAAUUGGCGGACCAGGUGACGAAGACGGCGGAGGACGCGCACUCCUUCAAGCAGGACUGCAUGGAGCUGAAGGCGAAGACGGAGAAGCUGGCGGGUCUUCUCCGGCAGGCUGCGAGGGCGAGCAGCGACCUCUAUGAGCGCCCGACCCGCCGCAUAAUCGACGACACCGAGCAGGCCCUCGACAAGGCCCUGGCGCUCGUCAUCAAGUGCCGCGCCAACGGCAUUAUGAAGCGCGUCUUCACCAUCAUCCCUGCAGCCGCCUUCCGCAAGAACUCGACUCAGCUCGAGAACUCCAUCGGUGACGUCUCGUGGCUCCUCCGCGUCUCCGCCUCCGCCGACGAACGCGACGACGAGUACUUAGGCCUCCCUCCGAUCGCCGCCAACGAGCCAAUCCUCUGCCUGAUAUGGGAGCAGGUCGCGAUUCUCUUCACGGGCUCGUUGGACGAGCGAUCCGACGCGGCUGCUUCGUUGGUGUCCUUGGCCCGGGACAACGACCGUUACGGCAAGCUCAUAAUUGAGGAAGGCGGGGUCGCUCAGCUUCUUAAAUUGGCGAAAGAAGGAAAAAUGGAAGGUCAGGAGAAUGCGGCGAGAGCGAUCGGGCUGCUUGGACGGGACCCAGAAAGCGUUGAACACAUUGUGAAUGCCGGGGUAUGCUCGGUGUUCGCGAAAAUCCUCAAAGAAGGUCAUAUGAAGGUUCAGGCUGUUGUGGCUUGGGCUGUUUCGGAAUUAACCGCAAAUCAUCCGAAAUGCCAAGACCACUUUGCGCAAAACAAUGCAAUUAGGCUUCUCGUCAGCCAUCUCGCCUUCGAGACGAUUGAGGAACAUAGUAAGUACGCCAUUGUUAGCAAGCAGCAGAUGUCUAUUCAUUCCGUUGUGAUGGCGAGUAAUAGUACUAGUACAGAUAAUCAGGAACAGAACAACCGGAGAGGAAACGACGAGGAGGAUAAGCAGAUUUCGCAUCCGAUGGGGAACCAAGCCCCGAGUCAGAUGCACAACGUUGUGACCAACACUCUGGCCAUGAGAAGCCAGAGUAGUACUAGGCCACCCGCCGCGCCACAGAAUCAGGCGGCGAAUCACCAUUCUCACCAUGGCAAGAGCAAUCAUCAGACAGGCAUAGGGAAACAGCAAAACCAUCAGAACCACACGCCGGUUUCGCUAGCAGGGGCGAGUAUUAAAGGGAGGGAAUUCGAGGAUCCUGCAACCAAGGCAGAGAUGAAGGCUAUGGCCGCGAGAGCUCUUUGGCAGCUUUCGAGAGGAAAUGUCGCGGUUUGCCGCAGCAUCACGGAGUCUAGAGCGCUCUUGUGCUUCGCGGUUUUGCUAGAGAAAGGUCCAGACGAUGUCCAAUCUUACUCGGCUAUGGCUUUGAUGGAGAUCACAGCUGUGGCUGAGCAAAACUCUGAUUUGAGACGCUCUGCUUUCAAGCCUACCUCCCCUGCUGCCAAAGCAGUGGUUGAGCAAUUGCUGAAGAUCAUUGAAAAGGCAGAUUCCGAACUCCUCAUUCCCUCUAUCAAGGCCAUAGGCAACAUCGCGAGGACUUUUCGAGCCACCGAAACGAGGAUGAUCGGACCGUUGGUGAAGCUUCUCGACGAGAGGGAACCGGAGGUUACAAUGGAGGCUGUGAUUGCACUUAGCAAGUUUGCUUGCACCGAAAACUUUCUUCAUGUCAAUCAUAGUAAAGCCAUCAUAGAUGGAGGAGGGACUAAGCAUCUGAUUCAACUUGUUUAUUUCGGAGAACAAAUGAUUCAGAUUCCUGCCCUUAUUCUCUUGUGUUACAUUUCGUUACAUGUUCCGGACAGUGAAAUUCUUGCUCAAGAAGAGGUGCUUAUAGUGCUAGAAUGGUCAACAAAGCAGGCUCAUCUUGUUGAAGAGCCAGCUUUUGAAGCUCUUUUACCGGAAGCUAAAAGUAGGUUGGAACUUUAUCAGUCUAGAGGCUCCAGAGGUUUCCAUUGAUCUAA